Messenger RNA from Arachis duranensis, 2697 nucleotides. Its product is annotated as peroxisome biogenesis protein 5. NCBI's taxonomy places the organism in Eukaryota, Viridiplantae, Streptophyta, Magnoliopsida, Fabales, Fabaceae. The transcript has 13 exons. The record is from RefSeq and is a predicted model, not a curated record. Gene Ontology annotation, biological process: protein import into peroxisome matrix, docking. Gene Ontology annotation, cellular component: cytosol; peroxisomal membrane. The coding region runs from base 132 to 2375 and encodes 747 amino acids. Gene Ontology annotation, molecular function: protein binding.
GAGAAGAAGAAGAGAGGAGAGGGUGGUGGACUAGACUUGGUGGAAACCACACCAUAGAGAGAGUGCAGAACACAACACACGAUUACGAUUACGAAGCAAAAGAGUGACUCAGCUGACAUCAUCAUUCAGUUAUGGCGAUGCGCGACCUUAUCACCGGCGCCACCUCCUGUCCUGACCCCGCCGCCUCCUCUUCCUCCUCCGCCAACCCUCUCGGCGCUCUCGCCAACGCUCUCAUCGGCUCAUCCUCCAAGACCAAUGAGAGGCUCAAGGAGAUUCCAACAUCCAUUCCCACUGACCCCUCCUCCCACCUCUACUCCCAACCUCCUCCUUCCCAGUUUCUUCCCGGCUCCGAAUUCGACAAGCCUUUCUUCGAUCCAAGUUCCCAGGGCUCCCAGUUCCUCAACGGCUUCCGCUCCGCAGCUGCUUCCGGCGGCGGGGCCCUGGAGGAAACUUGGGAUGAGAUACAGCGUGAUGGCAGAGCUGCUCCUCAAUUGGACGGUGGACUCUAUGAUAGGGCUGCACCUCCUCCUCACCUUCAUCAACCCACCUUGGAUGGGCCGCCUCAAAGAGUUCUGUCCAACUUUUUGCACUCAUUUCUCGACAGCAGCCGUGGAGGAGUCCCUUUCCAUCCAGCUCCUCUACCAAUGUUGGGUUUAUCUGAAGGUGAUAAACAAUGCAUACGUGACCGGUCCAGCAUAAUGGCCAGACAUCUUUUUGCAGACAAAAGUGAAGAAUUUAUUGAUGCCCAAGUAAAUGCCCUUCUAAGCUCUCUAGAUAUUGACAGUAAUGUCCGUGGUAAGGGACCUAUGCCUGAGAGAUUUCGGGAGCUUGAGGAUUACUGGAAUGAGUCUCAAGGCAACCUGAGACCUGGUCCUCACCCUGCAGAUGGAUGGAUUGCUGAAUAUAGUCAAAAUAGGGCAAAUCUGGAUAAUCCUGAUUCUUGGGCUAAUUCAUUUGAGCAACAACAUGGUGCAAACGGUUGGGUCUCUGAGUUUGAGAAUUCCCAGUUGUCAUCUAUGGACCAAAUGCAAGCUAUGAACAUGCCAAACUUAGCUGCAAUGGAGCAGACUCGUAUGCUUGCAAAUACAUUGGCCCAAAAUAAUGACCCUAAAUUUCAGAACUCAAAGUUUCUUCAGUUCGUAUCAAAGAUGAGCCGUGGUGAGUUGAUUAUUGAUGACAAUCAGGUUAAAGAGACUGCUCCUGGAGAUUGGGCCACAGAAUACCAGCAGCAAUAUAAUCCUGGUCAUUCAUGGGCGGGUGAAUUUUUAAAUGAUAAGGUUUCUCAUGGACCUGAUCAAUGGGUGAAUGAGUUUAACGAUCAGCAGCAUGGACCAAUUGAUGAUCAGUGGGUCAAUGAAUUUUCAAAGUUGCAUGUUGGUGACUGGGCAGAUGAAUUUGGUCAGCAGGUUGCUGAAGGAGCUUUUGGGGAGAGCUCUUCUGAUAACUGGGCACAUGCAUAUGAUGAGUACCUAAAUGAACAAGUAGCUGCCAAGCAGCAGUCAGAUUCUUCUAGGGGUGUGUAUGUCUUUUCAGAUUUAAAUCCAUAUGUUGGCCAUCCAAAUCCUUUAAAAGAAGGACAAGAUCUAUUCAGGAAAGGACUUCUAAGUGAAGCAGUUCUUGCCUUGGAAGCUGAAGUCUUGAAAAAUCCUGAAAACGCCGAAGGUUGGAGAUUACUUGGAAUAGCACAUGCAGAAAAUGAUGAUGAUCAACAGGCCAUUGCAGCUAUGAUGCGAGCACAGGAGGCUGAUCCAACGAACCUUGAAGUGCUUCUUGCUCUUGGUGUCAGUCAUACAAAUGAACUGGAGCAAACGGCUGCCCUGAAGUAUCUAUAUGGAUGGCUACGCAAUCACCCGAAGUAUGGAUCCCUUGCCCCACCGGAGUUGGCUGACUCUUUGUACUAUGCUGAUGUUGCUAGAUUAUUCAAUGAAGCUGCUGAAAUGUCACCCGAAGAUGCAGAUGUUCACAUAGUUCUUGGGGUCAUGUACAACUUAUCCAGAGAAUAUGACAAAGCCAUUGCAUCUUUCCAAAGAGCACUGAAACUUAAGCCACAGGAUUACUCUCUCUGGAAUAAACUCGGUGCGACACAAGCAAACAGUGUGCAAAGUGCGGAUGCAAUAAUGGCUUAUCAACAGGCACUUGAUUUGAAGCCAAAUUACGUUCGUGCUUGGGCAAAUAUGGGCAUCAGUUAUGCAAACCAGGGCAUGUACGAUGAGUCCAUUCGAUAUUAUGUUCGAGCACUUGCCAUGAAUCCAAAGGCAGAUAAUGCAUGGCAGUAUUUGAGAAUCUCAUUAAGUUGUGCUUCGAGGAAUGACAUGUUGGAGGCUUGUGAUAGUCGUAAUCUGGACCUUCUUCAGAAGGAGUUUCCACUACAAUAAGUGGAUGAAGUUCAAUAGGAAUCUUAUUUUGGCUGAAGUAAUGGAGAAAUGUUAUAUAUUGAAUCUAUGCCUUCUUAGAAAUUAAAGGAGAUAUAAGAAAUUGGUCCAGUGCCUGCAUUUGUAUACGAGGCAUACUUCAAAACACAGUAUAACAUCGUAGUGGGGAAAUAAUCAAAAUAUAUCAUCUUACACUUCAUUUGGGCGGCAAAGUUACAGACCCGUUUCCGAACGUGAGAAAAACUGUAUAUUAUAGAAUCCUUUGUAUUCUCAAGUUUCCACUACAGCAUGAAGGUAUAUAUAAUCAAGCACGAUUUGUGGCGCA